Molecule: messenger RNA, 3661 nt
Organism: Onychostruthus taczanowskii (white-rumped snowfinch)
Lineage: Eukaryota; Metazoa; Chordata; Aves; Passeriformes; Passeridae
Gene: SIKE1
Product: suppressor of IKBKE 1
Exons: 5
Coding region: 128-730 (200 amino acids)
Source: RefSeq, a predicted model, not a curated record
GGGGGUUCGCGUCCGCACGCGCCCGGCGGCGGGGCCGGAGCGGGGCCGAGAGCGGCUGAGGGGGGAGAGCGGCGGCGGGGCCGCGAGGGACAUGGGCCCGCCGCGGGUGUGAGCAGCGCCGCUCGCCAUGAGCUGCACCAUUGAUAAGAUCCUGACGGACGCGCGGACGCUGCUGGAGCGGCUGAAGGAGCACGACACGGCGGCCGAGUCGCUCAUCGACCAGUCGGCCGUGCUGCACCGGCGCGUGGCCGCCAUGCGGGAGGCGGGCGCGGGCUGCGCCGACCAGGGCCCGGGCCCCGCGGCGGAGCGACCCGACCCGUCCCGGCUGCGGCCGCACGUGGUGCUGGCGCAGGAGAACACGCAGAUCCGCGACCUGCAGCAGGAGAACCGGGAGCUGUGGGUCUCACUGGAGGAGCACCAGGACGCGCUGGAGCUCAUCAUGAGCAAGUACAGGAAGCAGAUGUUACAGCUGCUGGAAGGGAGAAAACGUGAAGAGGCAGAACCAGUCUUGAAAGUCCAUCAGGCUAAUUCUGGGGAAAUUGAAAGUCAAAUAGACAGAAUAUGUGAGAUGGGAGAGGUGAUGAGAAAAGCUGUUCAAGUGGAUGAUGAGCAAUUCUUUAAAGUUCAGGAGAAACUGGCUCAGUUGGAGCUUGAAAACAAAGAGCUGCGUGAGCUGCUGUUGAUCAGCAAGGAGUCCUUCGAGGUGGGGAGAGAAGAUCUGCCAGACUGAAGCCUAGGCCACACAAACCUCAUCUCCAAGCCUUCAGGGACUGUUAUGAAACUACCUGACAAGGAUUUGUUGUUUCAGGUGUUUCCUUGUAUAUUUGUUUUAUCUUUAAAGUGUGUGGGCUGUUUUCUCUGCGUUUUUCUGAAGUGUUGAUGGCAAAAGCUUGCACCCUGCUCUGUCUUAGUACCUGCAGCACUCGGAUGCUUAGCACUGAAGUAUUUGGUGUGUCCUCCCUUGUGAUGGCUCAUUUCCUCUCCCUCUGUUAUUUUUUAUGAGCUUUAGUCAGUAAUUCCAGCUGUACAGAUGGCUCUUAAAUCCACCUUGUGUGUAGCUAGAGAUCAUAAUGCAGGUUGUGAUUAUUGUGCUUGAUAGAAGGAAUAGCAGAUGAUUGAGAAACCACAGUGUGAGAGGCAGGGAUGUGGUUUGCUCUGGCUGCAAAGGGCAGCUGGGCUCUGCAGAGUGAGUGACCCUCAGUGUCUGGCUGGCCUGGCUUUGUCACCUGGCCUGGCUUUGUCACCUGGCCACUGCUGAGGGCAGCUGAGAGAACAGCAAUGCCAGCAGAGCACUUGAAGGAGUCACUCCUAUUCAGAGCAAACUUCACCUUGUUUUAGGGGUGAAGAUUGGAGUGAACAACCCUUCCUGACACACACUUUUUUGAAGGAUUACUCUUUUUUGAUUGAUAGACCUGUCCCAGCCUUCCCAGUGCUCCCAGUUAUCAGCCAGCCCUGCUCAGGGCGCAGCACCUGCAGAUCAAAGCUCUUUGGCCUCCCACAAAUUUGGGUUCGGGCAGAGGGAGCUCAGGUCUGCCUCAAAACCAAACCAGACCAAACCACCCUCCUGCACAGAAUUUUAAUGUCACAUCACAGGUGAGCCUGGUGUUCCAUAGUUACUGCAGGUCCUGUAUUGAGUGGAAUUAGAGGUGCAGUGUUGUAGGAUUUUCUCAGUACUGUGGUAUUUUUAAUGACAUUUUUAUAUAAAAGAUUUCUGUCCUACCUAUGCUCAAAGAAUAAUCUUCCAAGAAGGGUAAACAUCUCAUGUCCACUAUUAGCUUAAAUUUUUAAUGCCAUUUUUUUCCCAAGUGAGACUUUUGAUAGAUGCAGAAGGUGAUUUGUUCCUGUGCUUACAGAGCGACAGUGAACGCUGGAGACAUUGUGAACAUUUGGCAUACCCAGCCAGAUUGGUAGAUAUAAAUGUCGCCGCGCACCGCCGAGCGCGCGCCCGGCCUCCCGCUUAUUCUACACCUCUAAUGCCAGACUAGAGUCAAGCUCAACAGGGUCUUCUUUCCCCGCUGAUUCCGCCAAGCCCGUUCCCUUGGCUGUGGUUUCGCUGGAUAGUAGGUAGGGACAGUGGGAAUCUUUUUCAUCCAUUCAUGCGCGUCACUAAUUAGAUGACGAGGCAUUUGGCUAUUUAAUAAACACAUAUAAAUAAUACAUAUGUCUCUUGUCCGGGUUAAGUAAGGUGGCCCGUCCACCUGAAAGUCCAAAUUAGAAUUUAAAGCCCAAAUAUGGGCUUAAAGACAUGGUUAUGAAUGGAUGAACCCCUUCCUCCCAAAACCAAUUCCCACUAUCCAGCGAACCAGCCAGGGGAAGGGGCCCAGUUUAUUUCUAUAGUAUACUACACAGGUACAAUCGAUCUGGCUCUGCUCGCGAAUACGUGUACAAUAUCUGCGGAGGCCAUAAGAACUUGGGAUGCCAGGGCCCUAGCGGUCCUCUCCAGCCUCGUUUUGGAGAGACCAAGGGCCAAAAACAGCUCCGAGUUCUUAGGGUACCAUUUUCCACGGGCCCCCAUGGGGAAGCCUAUAUAUUGAAUGUCCUCCGCAUUAGUAAGCUGUUGUAUUUGCGGAUGUAGGCGCUGAUAUUUCUUCGCCUUUUCAGCAGCAGCCUCCCUCAGCGAGGAAUUGCUGUGCUCGUAUCUGUUACGUCAACCACCAUCGCCUUGGACUCCUUAACAAAAAUCAAGUCUGGCUUCAACAGUUCAUUGGCUUCAUCUCGCAGAUGUGGUUCCUGAAAGACCGUCCAGUCCGCUCUCUUAGCUUCAACACUAAGAGUUUCACAGAUGGCAUUGUGUCUUUUAAUCCUGGCUUCUUGCGUGAUUGGACAGGUCCCCACGAUAUGUGCAACACACAAUGUCGGCAUGAUUGAACAAUAUUCUCAUGCCUACCCCUUGCCAGGAAUUCUCUUGUAGGGUAGACAUUGGCUCUUAGUUGUAGGGCUGUAAUAAGUUUGUGGUGAGGUAUGCCUGAUCCAGGCAUUACUGAUGACAUCGUUCUCAAAAUUCUCAAUGCCAUGUCCCUGGGCGACCAGAUGUGUCCAUUUCUGAAACUGCUUUCUGCCAAUUACGUGGUUUAGGAUAGCAGAUCUUCGGACUGGGUACCGCCCAUUCUGACUGGCUGUCAUCACCACCACCUUCUAUCCUUGGUAAGGGCUCCCAAAUCAGCAGGACGCACUUUUUCUUCCCCCAGCUCUUAUCCACAGUUUUUCAAAUAACAGUUCCAGGUGUUCCUCCUUUAAAAAAACCCAACAGAGCCACAUCAGAAGACUGCGCUAGUCUAUGGAGUCUUCUCGCUUGAAUGCUUGGAGUAAGUGCCACCAACUUGAUAAUACCCAAACCUCCAUCUUUAAAACUGGAAUACAAAUCGCAUCGCAUGUGCUCGGUGGAAGAUGUAGCCACUCCCUAACUGCCUUACAAAUCAGCAGGUCAAGGGGUUCCAGAAGACCCACGCUCACCUCGGUGUGGUCAGCCAAGUACACUAACCUCUGGGUGGUAUAGGUCCUGAGUGUCACGACUUUCUGAAGAGGUUUGAGGGGUGAACUUCCAAUCCAAUGUAACCAAUCCAUGAGUUUCUCUUCUUUCUUCUGUACGGGAGUGCUCUUGUAUACAAUCCUUUUCUAUUAGAAAUUGUUCAGGAGGGAAUAAAAAACCCAGUGGGAAAUA